GCUGCUGCUGCUGCCGGGGCUGGGGCCGUGCCCGGGGCUCAUGCUCUGGGCAGCCGGGCAGGACGCCCCCGAGCCGGACCGGGCCAAGGGCAGGGGGACGCCCUCGGACCAAGUUGAGUACAGAAUCCCAAGGCAAGCCAGGAUUCAGCAGAGAUUGAGGAUGAAGCCCCUGAUGACAGAUCUGGUUGUGAAAUCUACCAUCAUCUCUCGUUAUGCCUUCACCGCCGUCUCCUGUACCAUGCUGAACCGGGCCUCCGAGGACAAGGAAGGAGAAUUUCAGAUGCAGAUCCCGGCCGCGGCCUUCAUCACCAACUUCACCACCAUAAUUGGCGACAGGGUGUAUCAGGGGAAAGUUCUAGAAAAAGAAAAGAAGUCCGGCAACAGGGAUAAAGAGAAGAGCAAUAAAACUUCUACUUCUGACGGUAGUGGGGAAAGAGGCGUCGAGACUUUCCGAGCCUCUGGAAUGAUUCCUGGGAAGAACAAAGCCAUCUUCCUCCUCCAUUACGAAGAGCUCUUGCAAAGACGCCUGGGGAAGUACGAGCAUGUCGUCAGCGUCCGGCCUCAGCAGCUGGUCGGGAGGCUGCGGGUCGAGGUGAACAUUCUGGAGAAGGCCGGGCUCCGGUCUCUGGAGGUGCCACCGCUCCACAAUGGCCGUAAGAAGAGCAAUGGGAAAGAAGGUGGUGACAUGGUCCCACCUCCUUCUACUGUUAUCAACCGAAAUGAAACCUUUGCCCGAAUCACAUUCAAUCCCAGUGUGGUCCAGCAAACUAAGAUUUCUCAGAAUGGCAUUCUGGGAGAUUUCAUCAUCCGAUACGAUGUCAACAGGGAGCAGAGUAUUGGAGACAUUCAGGUCCUGAAUGGCUACUUUGUGCACUAUUUUGCCCCCAAGGACCUCCCUCCUCUGCCCAAGAAUGUGGUGUUCGUGCUGGACAGCAGCGCCUCCAUGGUGGGAGCCAAACUCAAGCAGACCAAAGAAGCCCUCUUCACCAUCCUCCAUGACCUGCGGCCCGAGGAUAACUUCAACAUCGUUGGGUUUUCCAGCCGAAUCAAAGUGUGGAAGGACCAGCUGGUGCCUGUCACCCCCAACAGCAUCAGGGAUGGCAAAGUCUACAUCCACCACAUGUCCCCCAGUGGAGGCACCAACAUCAACGGGGCCCUCCAGACAGGAAUCCGAUUGCUCAAUGACUUCGUGGCCCACAAUGACAUCGACGCCCGGAGCGUGUCCCUGAUCGUCUUCCUGACAGACGGGAGGCCUACCGUGGGGGAGAUCCAGACCCCCAAGAUCCUCAAUAACACCAAGGAGGCUGCCCGGGACCGAGUAUGCCUCUUCACCAUCGGCAUCGGUGAUGACGUGGACUUCAAGCUGCUGGAAAAGCUGUCCCUGGAGAACUGUGGCAUGACCAGGAGGUUCCAGGUGGAGGCCGAUGCAGCAGCCCAGCUGAAAGGGUUCUACGAUGAGAUCGGGACCCCGUUGCUGUCAGAUAUCCGGGUGGAUUAUCCUGCCGGCUCGGUGGAACACGUCACCAAGAAGCUCUUCCCCAAUUACUUCAAUGGGUCAGAAAUAGUAAUUGCCGGAAAACUGGUCGACCCCACCCUGGACACCUUGCACGUGGAGGUCACGGCCAGCAAUGGCAAGAAGUUCGUCAUGCUGACGACGGAUGUGGCUGUGGGGGCCCCGAAGGGGAAUGAAGUUCCCGGGGCGGUGCCCGGCUCCGAGGCCGAGGAUGGCGAGGACCCAAACUACGUCGAGAGGCUCUGGAGUUACCUCACCAUCAAGGAGUUGCUGACGGCCUGGCUGAAGAGCGACAAUGAGCAGGAGAAGGCCGACUUGAUGGAGCGGGCCCGGGCCCUCGCAGUCACUUACCAUUUCCUCACUCCAGUCACCACCAUGAAAGUCAGGGAGACGCCAGCUCAGGCUGGGAAGCGUAAGGAGGCUGGUGGUGACGGCGACUCUGCGGCGACGGGCCCCAGGGAUGUGAUGCAGAGCUUACAUGGGCAGGACGUGCGCCCGGGCCCUGUCCCCAAAGAAAAAGAAGGCCCAAGAAUUCACAUUUCCAAAACUUCAGCGGAUGGAGACCCUCAUUUUGUAGUGGAUUUUCCCCUGAGCAAGCUGACGGUCUGCUUUAACAUCGACGGGCAGCCAGGAGACAUCCUCAGGCUCGUCUCCGACCACCUGGGCUCCGGUGUGACCGUGAACGGGGAGCUGAUCGGAGCCCCGGCCCCUCCCGGGGGCCACAAGAAACAGCGCACCUACUUCAGCACCAUCACCAUCCUCAUCAACAGACCGCGGAGGUGGUACCUGGAAGUCACCCCCAGCAGGAUCGUCUUGGACGGCGGGGACAGGCUGGUCCUCCUUUGUAACCAGAGUGUCGCCGUGGGUGGCUGGGGGCUGGCGGUGUCCGUCUCCGCCAACGCCAACGUCACGGUGACCAUCCAGGACACCAUCACCUUCGUCAUCCUCUUCCACCGUUACAAGAACCCCGCCCCUUACCAAAGGAACCACCUCGGCUUCUACAUCUCUGACGGCCACGGGCUCUCGGCUGGCUGCCACGGGCUGCUAGGUCAGUUCCUGAACCAAGACGCGAAACUCAUCCAGGGGCGGGCCCCCGACCCCGCCAGCCCGCAGGGCGGCCCGGGCCCUGAGCCCAUUCUCCAGGUGAAGGGCCACAGGGUCCCGGUGGUGUGGAAGCAGAGGAAGAUCUACAACGGGGAGGAGCAGGUCGACUGCUGGUUUGCCAAGAACAACGCGGCCAAGCUGAUCGACGGGGAGUAUAAGGAUUACCUGGCAGUCCAACCCUUCGACACCAAGACCGGCUUUGGGGGUGGGGCAGCCGACAACAACCUCUGAGACGUGCAGCCUUGGGGGAAGACAGGUGGCGAGGUGCCCUCGCUCCACCCCAUGGGGUCGCCGCGCCGUGGGUCUUCCUGAUGCUUAACCUGCUGCCGUGUCCCGGCUACUCCCCAGACUUCCCACCUCCCCCAUGUCCCUGGCUGCAGCCCCAAUGAUGUACUAAACAGACAUGUGGGGCAGCAGACUAUAGUGUCCCCCCCCUGCCACCCCCCCCAGCCAGACAGUGGCGAAAUGGACAUAGCCCACCGGAGAACGGGUCUCCAGGGUAGUGAGCACAGCUGAAACCAAAGCCUGAGCACCACCUCCAGUUUGCACCAAGUGCUCAUGUUGGCCUCAAAUGACCGGCAUCUUCAACUCCGUUCCUCGCCUUUCAGCAGUGGCUCCCUGAUCCCGUCCUGGCACCCGACCCCUGACCUGCCCAGGUCCGCUGGGGGCUAGAGGAUGGAAGACUGUUGGUGUUCCAUCCAGAGGAACUGGCUCCUGCUGUAGUACCUCGUUAUAAACAGAUUACUCUGAUUCCACUGAAAAAAUCAUUUAAGAGAAUGGAUCUGGCCUAAUGAGGGAUGCCCCAGCCUCCACCCACCUCAAAGCUGCUCAAAUGGGUUGAGCUCUUGCCCAUUUGUCUCCCCAAAAGGCCCACAUGCAGAUCCACGGUAGAAUGGGGAAAACCUACUGCCUCUAGAUGGAGGCUUAUGCAAAGUCCUGGGCCAGAGUCAGUCGGUCAUAUUUAUUGAGUGCUUACUCUGUGUAGAGCACUGUACUAAGCUCUAGGGAGAAUACAAUAUGACAAGCUCCUGCCCCGAGGGCCGCUACAGAGGGCUCUAAAUUGCCCUCAAGUGGAGGAAUCUUGCUUCCUAACAGGUGGCAAAAGGGUUAACCUGCACAGUUCCAGCAGAGAGCCAGAGAACCGGAAAGUUGCUUUCGCAACCUAAGAUCACUUCCAACAUCUCUUCGCGCCAUAGAGAGGGGUCAGAGGGAGGUUGCGUCUGAGCCUCUCAGACCCUCUCCCCCUGCUCCCAGCUCGGAGCAGGGACCGGUGAAAGCCCAGCGCCUCGUCAAAGAGAACAUGAUACAGUAGUCUCACGCAAAGGGGGAGGGCCUCCUUCCCCAAACAUUUGCUAACUUCCUCUUGCCCCUGCACCUCCUUUCUCUCCUGUAUGGCCGCUGACUGACGGCACCCAAGGGAAGCGGUCGGAGAAGCAGACAGUUGUAAGGCAAGUAGAGUGGGCCAGAACCAAGCAGCAGGGAGCAGGCUGGGCUCUGUCCAAAUGCAUUUCACUGAGUGUCUCCCUUGAUAGAGAAACAGAGAGAGAGAGAUUCCUCCCCCUACCAAGAGCCCCGCCAAAGUGACCCUUCCUUUCAGUGAGAAAACACUCCACACUGAGGGCAGAGGGAGCAGGAGCGAGUGGGUUGAAGGCCCUUCCCCGAGGGAGCAGCUGGGCAGCCCUUGAGCCCUGCAGACUCACGGAGUCUCUCUGUCUCUCUCUCGCCAGCACACGCUCCUGGCAAGGCCGCUUGGGACCGGUUUCUCACCCCACCUUGCUCUCCAGCUCAGGCCCUGCUGGCUCCCAGAACAGGCCAGACAGAACUUCAAUAACUUGCCAAUGGGGACCUGGGAAGUAAUAUGGACUUCAGCUGAACUGACUUUGGACUAGCUGAUGUUUUUAGGAAAGAGGCUCAGAACCUCUGGUUGGCUGAGGAACAGUAGUUGUUGGAACUUUGCAAUAAACUGAUAUUGGACUUCAGGGGGCUGCAUCCCAA
Messenger RNA from Ornithorhynchus anatinus (platypus), 4612 nucleotides. It is a transcript of the gene ITIH5, whose product is annotated as inter-alpha-trypsin inhibitor heavy chain 5. The coding region runs from base 41 to 2848 and encodes 935 amino acids. The transcript is spliced from 14 exons. Gene Ontology annotation, biological process: hyaluronan metabolic process. The record is from RefSeq and is a predicted model, not a curated record. Gene Ontology annotation, molecular function: serine-type endopeptidase inhibitor activity. Lineage: Eukaryota; Metazoa; Chordata; Mammalia; Monotremata; Ornithorhynchidae.